Molecule: messenger RNA, 1124 nt
Organism: Lineus longissimus
Lineage: Eukaryota; Metazoa; Nemertea; Pilidiophora; Heteronemertea; Lineidae
Exons: 7
Coding region: 191-970 (259 amino acids)
Source: RefSeq, a predicted model, not a curated record
UUUCAUAUUUUGUUUGCCUGAAAAUUAUAAUUUUGCAGAUUCAAGGAGAAUUCGACUGGCUAGCGGAAUGAGCUUCAGGACAGGCAAAACUUCAUACAACAGCAAGAGCGUAGUUACUCUUGGCAUUGCGUGCCUGCAUGUACAUGUUAAUGUGAUGUAAAAGGGAUAUGGACUUAGAAAAAUUAAAAUCAUGAAUUCCAAGCUCGUUUUACUGACGAUUUUCAUGAUAUUCCAAAGUCAAGGCACUAGCGCCUUUAUUGUUCUGACCGGCCCAGCGUCUGACAACGAAGAUGAUUCACCAUCCUUGUCUCCACCGUGUCCUGUAAACUGUGUCCCCGUGCGAUGUGAAGUUACGGGAUGGGCAGAUGGAUCAUUCAUGGAAAAUGACGGGAAGUGCAUGGCGAGGAAAACAGGUUCAAGUCCAGGAACAAUUUCGAGCCGCAUAUACUGCAUUUAUACUGGUGGGAAAUUGGAUUCAAGCCAUCCAGUGGCUGGAGCGAAUUAUUCGACACCUAAUCCGAUCAUAGCCUGCCCAAUCGGUACACAGACUUAUGGCUGCAGUCUUCAUUCCCACUGGAGGAACUGGUACCAUAAUGCAGCUGUUUCCGCCGUAACCCUACCAGACGGUAGGACCCAGUGCGAGGUUACCAGCUGCCCACGUUGUAGAGUGGAGGCACAUUGUCUAAACUCGUCAACAUUUUUUCUGUCGAGCGUGCGUCCCACAGCAACAUCAUCGCAAAGAGAGCUGACUCUGAAGCAAAACAGCCCCGCCUAUUGGCCAGACGUAGUCGUCACAAUCGAAUCAAUAGAGAGCAGAAGCCGGAUUGAAUGUGCAUGUUUGGAUGAUGCAGCUUCCAGGAUCCCGCUAGAGUUUUUCACCAGUCUCCUCCAUGAGUUAGAAUCGAGGUUUCCUGGACGAGGAACACGCCUGCGCGUAUUGGUGGCAGAACGUUAUGUGCGUCUCAGAUAAUUAAAUUUGCAGAACGUUUCCCUUUCACCAAAUGGAAAGUAGUUCAGUUAUAGCCAGAAUGGAGAAAGGUACAUGUAUCAGUUUGUUUGUAAUGGCCUUGCCUUCAAACGUAACUGUUUCAAAUGGCCAUAGGACUAGGUGGUCAACUGCAGAC